UAUUGGAUCGUUUGUGUUUAAGUCUGACUCGGACUUCGCUUCUAUCACCAAGUGUUUCUUCUGUUUUUGGCCAUCCAGAAAUAUGAGAGGCUUAAGGCAUCACCACCAGGUGAUAAUCGAGUAUUGACCCCCGGUGGACGCGGAGAAAAACGCAGCCAUGAGCCGCAUGCUCACCGAGCCUAUGGGAGGCACCAGCUUCCGCGAAGAUGCGCCUCGUCCACCUGUUCCAGGAGAAGAAGGCGAGGAGGAGGUCUCACGGCGGGAAAACUUCAAACUUAAACUGGUGAAAACGACAACACCUCGGGCGGCCAGGAGGAACGAGGAUGGACUGGGUGAGCCAGAGGGACAGGCAACACCAGACUCUCCUCUCGCACGAUGGACCAAAUCCCUGCGCUCUCUGCUUGCCGACAGGGACGGUGCUCACCUGUUCCGGACUUUCCUGGAGCGUGAACGCUGCGAGGACGCCCUAGACUUCUGGUUCGCGUGCAAUGGAUUUCGUCAGAUGGACUUGCAGGACGCCAAGACCCGGCGUGUUGCCCGAGCCAUUUACAAGCGCUACGUGGAGGCACGCAGCGUGGUGGCCGAGCACCUGCGCGCACCCACGAGAGCGUGCAUCCGCGACAGCAUCAAGAAGCAGCGGAUAGAACUGCGCAUGUUUGACCAGGCUCAGACCGAGAUCGAGGCCGGACUGGAGGAAAGCACGUACCGUGCGUUCCUUACCUCGGACAUCUACCUGGAAUAUGCGCGCUCUGGUGGUGAGAAUGCGCCGCCGUGUGCGGGACAUGGUCACGCCCACAGUGGCCUGGCUAGCUUAGAACUCGUGUGUGGCUACCUGCCACCACUGAUCGAGGAUAAGGAGUGGAGCUGUGGUGAACUGAAAGCCAAAGCGCUGGCGGCUGUUGUUGGACUCUCUGCGGAAACGUUACGCGCCACCGUCACGCUACGUACCGCCAACUGCAGAGCUCAAAGACGAGGCAACCCAGCCAGUCCGUAUUUCGUGAACUCGGGUCACGUUGUGGCUCCAGCCAGCAGUGCCAAUGACAGCGAGGUGUCCAGCGAUGCCACCACCGAUGACUCCAUGUCUAUGACUGACAGCAGUGUGGAUGGGAUCCCGCCGUACAAGAUGGGCACGAAGAAGCAGCUACAACGUGAGAUGCACCGGAGUGUAAAGAUCAACGGACAAGUCUCGCUCCCUCACUUUCCCAGGACGCAGCGAUUGCCAAGGGAGAUGGCGCCGGUGAAGCCGUCUGAGUUUGCGGCGGAGCUGAUCACCCGUCUGGAGAAGCUGAAGAGGGAGCAGGACACACUCAGCUCUCUGGAGGAAAGACUACAGCAGAUACAGGAGGAAGAAGAGAGAGAUGAGAGUGACUUAACGAGUCUCGCCCCCCAGCAGCCUUCUCAAUCGCUCACCCUCCUCUCAUCCGGUCUGUGUGAAGACGACCCUCAGGCCAUCCUGGACGAGCACCUUUCCAGGGUCCUAAAGACACCCGGGUGCCAGUCCCCUGGUGUACAGGGCUACUCGCCCCGUUCUCGUUCCCCAGACCAUCACCAUCAGAGAGGCACGCACUGCUCCAUCCCUGCCAAAGCUGCCCCGUCGGCUCCUCUACCCUCCACCAAGCACAUCCAUCACCACUACAUUCACCACCAUCACACGGCUUCACCCAAGAGCAGGGAGCAGAUGGAGGCCGAGGCUGCGCAUCGAGUGGCGCAGUGUCUGGGGUCGGAUUAUCGUUUCCAGAGGUGCCACAGCCCAGCCGAUGCCCAACCUGGGCGUACCAGUACAUUGCCCAAGCGUCCUAGUAAAGUCAGCGAUGGAAUGAGUGCCUGCCAGUCCAGGGAGGAGGAAAGCAUCUCACCUCUGCUUCCUGGAGAUGGUGUGGUUCGAUCGCACAAUGUCUGGCAGUGGAUACUGGAGAGCGAGAGGCAGAACAAGCACAAACCUCACAGUUCCCAAACCUUGAAGAAGACACAUCCAAGUGACCCCUCCUCUAAGAUGCCAUUAUGGGGUGGUGGAGGGCUGCCUGGUAAUGCCAGAACGCAUCAUCCUGCUCAUCCAUUUAUCCAGGACCCCACUAUGCCUCCUCUGUCCCCACCAAACACCCUCACUCAGCUUGAAGAGGCAUGUCGAAGACUGGAGGAAGCAUCCAAACCCGCAAAACAAAGACACCUAGUGUCCAGCCUACAGAGGGAGAAAGUACACCUGACUGUUUUACCCACUAGCAGCUCCCCUCUCAUCAGCCCAGUCCUGCAGAUGGAUGAGUGGAAGGAUCAGCGGCGGCAGAGUUCUGGACACUCCUGCGCCCCCUCUGGUUCAGAGCUGGUGGUCACCUACUUCUUCUGUGGGGAAGAGAUUCCUUACCGCCGGCUCAUGAAGACGCACAGUCUUACUCUUGGCCAUUUUAAGGAGCAGCUUAGGAAGAAAGGGAACUACAGGUACUACUUUAAAAAGGCCAGCGAUGAGUUUGAAUGUGGUGCAGUGUUCGAGGAGAUCUGGGAGGAUGACACUGUGCUCCCCAUGUAUGAAGGGAAGAUUCUGGGAAAAGUGGAGCGUAUGGACUAAGAGCAUUCCCAGUUUUUAGCCACCGGGAUACCAUGAACUACAGACUUCUAAUAACCAGGCGAGCUGCCACUGGGAACUCUUUAAAAAAUACGUCUGGACAUCCAGACAGACUUUUUCCGGCAUGACAGCGUGCCUUUUUUUUUAAAGCUACCUAGAGUUAAUAUAUUUGAAGACCACCCAGGUUGUGAAGAAGCUAUUGAAGGAACCACUAUAACCAACGAAGAAAUCUGAGAGGAGCAGAAGACUAACCACUCAGCCUUAGAAAACCUGCACAACUGGCUCUAAAAUUUUGGGUCGUUUUAGAGUCGUGUUCUGGAAACCGAAACCACUGAAGGUGCAGAUGAGCGGAUAUUACUUAUUGAACUGCAGUCAGUGUUGGAAUGUCUAUACGUGUGUAUAUACAAUGCAGGCAGAUGUGCAUAUAUACAUGUAUUUUUUACAGAUGUUUUAUUAUUUUAUUAAGUAUUUAUUGAACUGUAGUAUUUUCCCGACCCUGACGUCUACAGAAUGGACGAGCUGCUUAAAACUAUUGGUUCAUUUUCUAUUUUAUUAGCAGUGACACACAGAAACACUCCCUCCUGCAUACAGAUGAUGUUUACACUAUAGAUAAAUAGGAUUGGAGAUGUUCACAUGGAUUUCUGCUCUUAAUUUGCUUUUCUGAAAGCAACCUGCACAGUAACAACUUAAAACUUAAAGAGUUUUGUUUUUCAUUACCAGUAAAAUUGCAUUCCAAUGGGAGGGCUUUUACCAAGUUGGGCAACAUUUUGGGAAGCAUUUGCACACUCCAGAUACUUGUACCUUGUUCUAGGCAAAUCCCACAGUUAUGUUUACCAGACCUUUACUAGACUUUAUGAGAGGGUGGCAGACCAGACUGUUGAGGAAGCACAUGUCUGCCCCAUACACGUCUACCUGACUAAAUGCUGCUAGGUAAAUUACUGACCUGAAGGCCGUUAUAGGAUAAUUGAACAUAUUCAGUAAGCUCUUCAUGUUGUGCAGCUUACAAGCAGGGCAGAAUAUUAGCACACCACAGUUACACAGCUGCAGGUUAAGGACACCGCUCAGGGGCCCACCAUUGCCCCCCUGGCAUUGGGACUAGAACAUUUCAGAUCAUGAACAACUACUGCGAACAUCAUUAUGUUCCUACCAGUUGUCAUAUCCUCUCAUAGGUCUAUGUAUUGGAAUGAUCCAUUGUGAACUGUAGGGGGGAGCACAACAAAAUUUCAGUACCAGUGCAGCACCUGUGCCUACAUGGACCGUACCAUGUGCUACCCUGUUUCAGGGUUUAUUAUUCCCUUGGUUUUCAAAAGGGCUUUAUGUUUCGAAACACUUUUAAUAGGUAAUAUCAUUUACUACUUUUGUUUUGCAUUGUUUAUUUUAUUUUAAUGAAUGUAAAUUAUACAUUAUACAGAGUUUUCAGUUAAAGAUUUUACUUUGAUCUAUAAUUAUUGUAAUUAA
Molecule: messenger RNA, 4015 nt
Organism: Trichomycterus rosablanca
Lineage: Eukaryota; Metazoa; Chordata; Actinopteri; Siluriformes; Trichomycteridae
Product: axin-2-like
Exons: 11
Coding region: 158-2560 (800 amino acids)
Biological process (GO): cell development; positive regulation of proteasomal ubiquitin-dependent protein catabolic process; regulation of centromeric sister chromatid cohesion
Cellular component (GO): nucleus; beta-catenin destruction complex; plasma membrane
Molecular function (GO): protein kinase binding; I-SMAD binding; beta-catenin binding
Source: RefSeq, a predicted model, not a curated record